CUUCGCACUGUUAGGAUGCUCAGCGAGGCUGCGACGGAUGUCAAGUCAGUGGAAUUAUCAACAAGAGAAGAUAAUGAAACUGCUGCUCAGUUUAGUUUGUCUUCUUCAAGGUGUCAGCUCACUCAAGGUGGAUUGCCCAACAUUUGCGGAACUUGGUUCUUCAACACGUUUAAUUUGCUUUGAUAUACUGUCUAACAAGUCCUUAGUUUCAUGGACAAGGCAUGAUAAUGAAUUAGUUAGCAAUUGCAAUCGGUAUGGCUGUGACGGCCUCGAAGGAUAUACAGUUUCGCGUGAUUCUAGCCACAGUGAGCUUAAGAUACUGGAAGUAGGUGAGAAAGAUAUCGGAACAUGGACUUGCAAGAGCCGUAAUGGAUCACAAUGUAAAAUGGAGGGUUACAAAACUCCAUCAUGCAACAUAACCUAUGAUGCUGAUGCUGACAUGCUUGCGCUGAAUGAUCAACUGGUUCUCUUGGUGAACAUAGAUGACUAUUACUGUUCUCGGGGUUCAAGCUUCACACUACAAAUCGGGGAUGUAACAGAGACAUUGUUAGGCACUGAUGGAAAUAGAACGGACAAGACAUUGGUCGUCAACUUGAAUGUUACGGAAAGACGUUUCGGAUCUGUGGAGCUGGCUUUUCUAUGUCAUUAUAAACACAUUCCUUUGACGUGCACAGGUUUAAGAGAAAUUGUUGACAAACGGCAGAUGGAAGAAGUGAUGGCAGAUGUAAGAAUCAGGGCAAGCAUUAGUAUUGGGGCCACGGUAGGCGCUGCCGUUGCAGGAAGCGUGGCUGUCACAAUCAACAUCGUGCUGGUGGUCGUUCUGGUGCAGAUUAAACAAUCAAAAAGGCCAGAAACACACAGUGGUAGAAAUGUGUACGAUUCUCCUAAUGACGUUGAUGGACAAACGGAUGAAACAUCUGGACAUGAAUACAACACUUUGUACCUAACUCCUGUUGAGGGAGACAAUAUCUAUAAUGUCAUAUCCACUUAAGUACACUGUGUAAAUAUACACGUAUCCAAACACCAUGACGGUAUUUGCUGUUGGCCUCUAAAGUCAAAGGGAUAUGGGGUUAGUUUCGGUAACCAUAUCUCUGUGCCGCUCCCAAUAAACGAUUUUUAUGUUGA
Haliotis rufescens (red abalone) is the source of this 1125-nucleotide messenger RNA. RefSeq lists its product as uncharacterized. The record is from RefSeq and is a predicted model, not a curated record. Bases 38 to 991 code for a protein of 317 amino acids. The transcript is spliced from 5 exons. Lineage: Eukaryota; Metazoa; Mollusca; Gastropoda; Lepetellida; Haliotidae.